AUGCCUGAUACGAAUGCUCCUACAAAUACUGCUUACCACACUUACCCUGAGCUUAGACGACGUUCGUCCAACUUACCUUCAACCAUAGCCAGCGAUGACCGGUCAGGAGACAUCUUGGUGCAAAUGCUCAAUAACAGUCACUUACAGCAGCAGUCUUUGGUCGAGACUCUUCAGCUACCAAAAACCGAGCUGAUGAGUUUGGAUGGGGAACCUGUUAAAUAUUGGAUGUUUAUUCGCUCCUUCGAGAACAUAGUCGACAAAGAAACAAUUGGUGAUGGUGCAAAGCUUGCUAGGUUGAUGCAGUAUUGUACAGGUCCAGCUAGGAAGCUUAUGCAGUGCUGUGCUGUCAAGGAGCCCAGUGAAGGUUAUCGUCUGGCAAGAAAGCUGCUUCAGAGCCGAUUUGGAAAUGCAUAUGACAUCUCAGACGCAUGGAUUAACAAGAUUGUCGGUCGUCCUGCUGUUUCUGACAACAAGGGGUUACUGGAGUUUUCAGAUGAGUUGAGAAAUUGUCGUGAGACGUUGCAGACGAUGGGCAAGCUUGGGGAGUUGAAUAAUCGGCAGAGCUUGGCUAAAAUCAUCGAGAAGUUGCCGUUUGACCUCAGAAAGGGUUGGCUGAAAAGGGUUCACCAUCUUAAGUACAUCGAAAUGAGGCUUCCCACAAUUGAUGACGUGUUGGUGUUUGUGUCUGUAGCUGCAGAGCGUGCAAAUGAUCCUGUGUUUGGACAUUAUGGACGCGACUGUGAGAGAGCUACUGUCUGUACUGUUCCCGGCUGUGGCCUCAAGCAUACAAAGUUUCUGCAUCUACUUCGCAGCGGAAACUCAACAUGCACAGACACGGGAAACAACCCUUCUACAUCUUUGUCAGCAGAGGCACCUCCAUUUGUCAACACAAGUCCAGGUACUUCCGGUAAUGUGACAUGUAACAUCACUGGGGCCGGAGUUGGGAAGGUGGUUCUACCUAUUGUGCCAGUCAAGGUGAGAGGUAAAGGUUCCACAGACUUUAUCACUACCUAUGCACUUCUUGACACUGGGUCCACGCAGACAUUUUGUGCGGAGGCUUUGGCGAGAGAACUCGGAAUUCAUGGCAGGCGUGACACUGUGAAGCUCACAACGCUGGAUGACCACAACACACUUGUUGAUACUUUUGUCGUCGAUUUGGAAGUCACAGACGUCAAUGAUGAAAAUCUUCUCGUCAUGUCUAAUGUUAUGACGAGGCCCAACAUAUGUGUCAACUCUGAUUGUUUGGUAACACAGGAGGAGAUCAGCUCAUGGCCACAUUUGUGGGAUAUUGUGCUGCCUGAUGUCAACCCUAAUGACGUACUCCUAAUCAUUGGGCAGGAUAACCCUUCUGCGAUGACCCCUAAAGAAGUUCGUAAAGGUAAUUUUGGAACACCCUACGCCACCAAGACCAUUUUGGGAUGGACACUUAACGGACCAGUCAAAUCGGGGCCUCGGAACAAGGUAACUUCACACUUCAUUGAUGCUGAUGUCUGUCUUCAACGCCAGGUUGAGAAGUUUUGGCUGAUGGAGGAUCUUGGAGGUUGUGAUACCAGCAUGUCAGUGAGUGACAGAAAGGCGAUAGCUGUAUGGGAACACUCUAUUCAUCUAGAGAAUGGACAUUAUGCAGUGGACAUUCCAUUCAAGACAAGGCCACCCUGUCUCCCUGAUAACAAGGCUAUGGCACAACAUCGCCUUCGUCUACUCGGAAGGAAAUUGACGAGGGAUCCAGUCAUGAAAGACAAGUACACUUCGAGCAUCAAGGAGUUGAUGGAUAAGGGCUAUGCUGAAGAAGUGCCAUCAGAGCAGCUGGAGAGAGCCGAUGGUGCAAUUUGGUACCUGCCGCAUCACCCAGUAUUUCAUCCGCAUAAGCCAGACAAACUCAGGAUCGUAUUCGACUGUGCGGCCAAGUUCCAGGGAAUAUCACUCAAUGACACAGUGCAUCGAGGUCCUGAUCUCAUCAAUAAAUUGGUUGGCGUCUUGUUGCGUUUUCGACUGGAACGAGUUGCAUUCAUGGCGGACAUAGAGGGUAUGUUCCAUCAGGAAGUUGUCAACAAACCAGACCGUGACGUGUUGCGGUUUUUGUGGUGGUCCAACGACAGUAUAUCUUCUUCACCGAAGGUGUAUCGCAUGACGGCUCAUUUAUUUGGUGGAGUGUGGUCCCCAAGUUGUGCGAAUUUCGCUCUAAAGCAGACGGCGCAAGACAACAUCCACAAGUACGACACCGAAACUGUCAGGACUGUUGAUAAGAAUUUCUAUGUAGACGAUUGUCUGAAGUCGGUUGCCACCAGUGACGAAGCCAUUAGACUCAUCGACCAGUUGUGCAGUAUGUUGGUUCUUGGAGGCUUCAAACUCCGAAAGUGGAUUAGCAACUCUCGUGAAGUCCUGCAGACAAUUCCACCAUCUGAGAGAACAAAGACAGUUCUUUCUCUGGAUUUGGACAGGGAGCUCUUACCUACCGAACGAGCCUUGGGUGUUCUUUGGGAUGUAGAGAGUGACGUCUUCACAUUUGAUGUUCAUGUGAGCAGUAAGCCGAUGACACGCCGAGGACUGCUAAGUAUUGUCAGCUCGGUGUAUGAUCCAUUGGGUUUUGCUAGUCCUUUCAUACUUACCGCCAAGAUGCUGUUUCAGGAGCUUUGUAGACGAAAGAUUGGUUGGGAUGAUUCAAUACCGGAUGAGAUUGCUAGGCAGUGGGAGAGAUGGUUGGCAGACUUACCUCAGCUGAAGAGUCUAUCAAUACCCCGUUGCAUCAAACCACGAGGGUUUGGUACCAGCACUACAGUUCAGCUACAUCAUUUCUGUGACGCCUCAGAGAGGGGAUAUGGCGCGGUGACUUACCUGCGGCUACAGGAUGUUGAUGAAAGAGUAAGCUCUUGCCUGCUAAUGGCCAAGGCCAAGUUAGCACCUCUGAAGAAAACCACCAUUCCACGUCUGGAACUUGCUGCUGGUGUUGUCUCCGUCAAACUAGACGAAAUGAUUCGAAGAGAGUUGUUGUUGCCUCUGCAAGAAAGUGUUUUCUGGAGUGACAGUAUGAUUGUGCUACACUACCUCAGGAACGAGGACAAACGCUACCAGACCUUCGUGGCCAAUCGCAUUUCCAGGAUACUGGAGCUCUCCAAGGCAUCGCAGUGGAGAUAUGUUGACUCCAUGUCUAACCCGGCUGAUGAUGUCUCGAGAGGUUUAACAGCGCAGGAGUUAAUUGGAAGUGAGCGUUGGGUGCAAGGUCCACAAUUCUUACUCUGUGAUGAAUCUCAUUGGCCAAGGCAACCAGAUUUUGAUACCCAUGUGUCACCAGGUGUUCUGGAGGUGAAAAGAGACCCUGUCAUCUAUAGUACCUGCACAUCCAAAGAGGAGCAAGACGCUUUGAGUAAGCUCUUUGGUCAUUUCUCCUCUGGUAUCGACUGCGGAAAGCGGUCGCUUGGAUACUUCGUGCAAAGGCAAUUCUCCUUCACCGGAUUGGGAAAGGAAAUUCAGUUUCAGAGCCAUCUCAGCCACUCACGGUAG
Patiria miniata (bat star) is the source of this 3501-nucleotide messenger RNA. RefSeq lists its product as uncharacterized. The record is from RefSeq and is a predicted model, not a curated record. NCBI's taxonomy places the organism in Eukaryota, Metazoa, Echinodermata, Asteroidea, Valvatida, Asterinidae. The coding region runs from base 1 to 3501 and encodes 1166 amino acids. The transcript is spliced from 2 exons.